UGAAGUAAUUUGUAAUCUGUACUUAGAUUAAAGAUUGAGAAUUUGAGAUUGAGAAUAUAAAAAAAAAAAUAACCUGUUACGCAGCAUAUACCUACGCUAUUAUUGUGCUAUUAUUCUAAAAAAAAUAUAUUCGAUAAAGAAAUAAAAAAUUAAAAUUACGUACUUUAUUUAGCAUUAAUAUAACAGUUUAUGCAUUUUGUUUGACAAAAGGGAUUGUAUUUUAUUCAUAAGAGCUCUAAAUCAAAUAGCUAUGUUUUCGUCGAAAAAGAAUUUCUCGCUUCCAUAUCUAGUAAGAUUUACUUCAAGUUCAUCAGUAUUUGUGAAUAGAAAUCCUAGAAACUUGGAACGUAUGAGAAUCGCUCGCAAACCCGUUGGAUAUCAUUUGGACAAACCGGGACGAUCAUUUUGGCACAAAUUAGUACUCACAUCAACAAAUAGAACGGUAAAAGCCGAACUCGUACAUUUUGCAAAUGGACCAGUCAUUGAAGCCAAAACAUCAGAAUUGGCUCUUCGUAAUCAAUUGUACAGCCUUACUGAUACAUGUGCUUACAUGAAUCUCGGAAGGGUAUUCGCUCAAAGGUGCGUCGAAAGUGGAAUAACGGAAAUGUAUUGCGAUAUAGAAGCCAAAAAAGGUGGUAAAAUUGAGAAGUUUCUAGAUGAAGUCGUCAAAGGAGGAUUGAAAUUGGAAGAAGUUUCGGUAUAUAAAAAACCAGAGCCCUGGGAUCAGUUCAGACCUGAGAAACCUUGGGAAGUUACUGAAGAAUGAGCUUAUAAUAAAUGAAUAUAGGAUAGAUGUUAUACAUUAAGAAAA
Melitaea cinxia (Glanville fritillary) is the source of this 811-nucleotide messenger RNA. It is a transcript of the gene mRpL18, whose product is annotated as 39S ribosomal protein L18, mitochondrial. The transcript has 2 exons. Gene Ontology annotation, cellular component: mitochondrion; ribosome. Gene Ontology annotation, biological process: translation. Gene Ontology annotation, molecular function: structural constituent of ribosome; 5S rRNA binding. NCBI's taxonomy places the organism in Eukaryota, Metazoa, Arthropoda, Insecta, Lepidoptera, Nymphalidae. Bases 251 to 766 code for a protein of 171 amino acids. The record is from RefSeq and is a predicted model, not a curated record.